Messenger RNA from Drosophila biarmipes, 26524 nucleotides. It is a transcript of the gene Strn-Mlck, whose product is annotated as titin. Gene Ontology annotation, biological process: protein phosphorylation. The record is from RefSeq and is a predicted model, not a curated record. The transcript is spliced from 29 exons. Bases 313 to 26184 code for a protein of 8623 amino acids. NCBI's taxonomy places the organism in Eukaryota, Metazoa, Arthropoda, Insecta, Diptera, Drosophilidae. Gene Ontology annotation, molecular function: ATP binding; protein binding; protein kinase activity.
GAUCCAGGAGGUGUCUGCUGGACGUGGUGUGCGCCAUUCGAACGCCGAUGCUGUGUUGUACAUAUUGUUUAUAUAUAGAAAGAUAGAACAUCUCUGUGUUCCCAAACUGAAUCGGAAACGGAAAAAUUCAAAUUUUUACCGUCGUUUGUGUGCGGCCCGUUCUAAAUAUAAAUAAGAAAGAAAUCGCUUUCGGUUAAUGCCGCGUUGAAAAUACCCAACCGACCAUACUGCGCCCUAAUCCUACACAGCGAGUCCUGAAAUUCCCAUGCCAAAGUGGCCCUGUUUCGGCUAAUUAUAUAGUGAGACCUGAGCAUGGAAAGAUCGCCAGCAGCCAAUGCCGCGGAGCCUCCUGGCGAGGACGGAGGCUUCGAGACGGGCCAGCGCCGACCACCUCGCAUCACGUUCAGCGAUAACUCCAGCUCCCUGAUCCGCUGUAUCCCCAACGAACGAGCCACGUUCUUCGUGAAGAUCGACUGCGCCGAGGAGGACGAGGCGGAACUGCUGCCCUUCAAAUUCGAGUGGACUCGAGGCGAUAUUCCCAUCGAGAACUCCGACCGCUUCCGCAUCACGGCCACCAGCAAUGCCGUCCAGUUGGCCGUGGAGCAUGUGCAGCGAGAGGACGCCGGCCAUUACACGCUGUUCGCCCGGACGAAGAGCCAGGAUGUGGUGCGCAGGCACGUGGAGCUCAUCGUGGAGGACAGAUCCACGGGCGACGAUCCGCCCGUGUUCCUGCGCCGCCUGCUCGACCUCUCCGUAAAAGUGGGCACACGGACACGCCUCCUAACCGAAAUUCGCAGCUCCACAGAUCUUAAGCUAACAUGGUACAGAAACGACCGCAGGGUGUGUGCAAAUGACCGCAUCACGGAGGUCAAUGAGGGCACCUUCCACUACCUGGAGAUCAGUCCCGUGACGCUGGACGACGGUGGUCAGUGGAUGCUCAUGGCGGAGAACUUUGGCGGACGCAACUCCUGCCUGGGAACACUGAACGUCCUGGUGCCGAAGGCCUACAAAGCCCCAGAGUUCGUGGAGGAGCUGCGUGCCGUGCUGACGGAGCAGGGAACCGUCUCGCUGGAGUGUAAGGUGGUGGGCGUGCCCACGCCACAUUUGCGCUGGUUCAAGGACUCCAAGGAGAUCAAGGCGGGCGACAUAUUUGCGCUGACCGCCAACGCGGAUGACCCCACCUCACUGGGCACCUACACCUGCGAGGCACGCAACUGUAUGGGCGUCACCUACUCCAGCUCCAAGGUGCAUGUGGUGGGACGGGGAAGUCGCGAGGGAUCCCUCAAGCCGGCGGACAGCGUGGCGAGCAAUGCGCCGCCUCCGAUAUUCACGAACGAACUGCGGGACCUGAGCCUCCUCAUCGGGGAAACCAUCAUUCUCGGCUGUCAAGUGGUGGUGCCGCCCUGGCCCAAAAGCGUCUGCUGGUACAAUGCGAACGGACGGGUGGAGACCGGCGAGCGCUACAAACUGAUCGAGGACGGACUGGGCGUGUACAUGAUCGAGGUGAAGCCCUCGGAGUCCUGCGAUGGUGGCGAGUGGAAGUGCGUGGUGACCAGCUUCGAUGGCAGUGUGGGCAUCACAUCCUGCACCGUUGCCAUGGACAUCCCCAGGAACUACCGCAAGCCCAGGUUCAUGGAGAGUCUGCGCGCCGUUCUCACCGAGGAGGGUCUGGUCUCCUUCGAAUGCAAGGUGGUGGGCUUUCCCACGCCCGUGCUCAAGUGGUUCAAGGAUGGCCACGAACUGAAGCCGGGCGACGUCUACCAGCUGACGGGCACCAACUCUUUGGGCACCUACUGCUGCAUUGCCCGCAACUGCAUGGGAGAGACCAGCAGCACUGCCGUCCUCACCGUCGAGGACAUCCAGAACCAACUCACCGAGGAGGAGCGUCUCGUCUUCUCCCAGCAAAGCCAGAAUCAAGCGCCUAAGUUCCUCACCGGACUUAAGAGCACCGAUGCCAAGAUCAACGAACCCUUCCAGUUUAAGGUGGUGGUGAAGGCCACACCCGAUCCCAUACUUUCCUGGUUCCGGGACGAGCUGCCCAUUGAUCCGAACGAACGAUAUAAUCACUACCGGGGCGAAAACGAGGAAUGGCUGUUGGACAUCCGGGCAGUGGAGUUUGUCGAUCAGGCGGAGUGGAAAUGCGUGGCCGUCAAUGAUUUCGGCACCAGCAUUACCUCCUGUUUCCUCAAGCUGCAGAUUCCGAGGCACUAUAAGAAGCCCCGAUUCCUGGAGUGCCUCCGAGCGGUGCUGACCGAGGAGGGAGCCGUGAAUCUGGAGUGCAAGGUCAUCGGAGUGCCCCAGCCCGCACUCAAGUGGUACAAGGAUGGCGUGGAGCUGAAGCCGGGCGACAUCCAUCGCAUUAUUUCUGGACAGGAUGGCACCUGCUGCCUGGGCACCUACACCUGCGAAGCACGGAACUGCAUGGGUGUCGUGGCCAGCUCGGCAUCGCUGUUGGGCUUCGAGGAUGCCCAAAAGGGUCAGCAGCAGAAGAGCGAGCAGCUGCACGAGAACGAGCUGCAGAGGAACUACUCCUUGUCCACCAUCCAGGAGGAGCGCACCUCCCAGCUGUAUGAGACGCCUGUGGGUGACAUAACCAUCGAUGAUAAGGGCGACGUGUCCUUCUCCUUCGACGGCAAGGAGGUCUCGGUUUCACUGUAUGAGACUCCCGACCUUACCGAAGAGGAGGCACUCAAGAUUGUGGAAAUGUAUGCCGAUCAAAUCUCGGAGCAUGUGACGGAGCACAAUAUCGUGGAACUGCCACCACUGCGUUUCGUCAAGGAGACCUCACAGUCGGGAAAACUUCUGAUGGAAGCCGUGGUCAUAGACAUUUCACCCGAGUAUUUCACCGUCGAGGAUGAUAUGCGAACUGAAGCCGAUAUGGAUGACAUUUCCAUAAACGAGAUCACGGUGCACGGAUCUUCGGGAAGGGAAGACAAGGUCGACAAAGAGACGGAACAAUAUGUCCAGCAGUCCUUUGACAAAAUGGAGGAGGAGCUAUCGCUCUCCGCUCCGAUUCGAAAGCGGAAGAAGUCCAAGCCAACAGAGACAGAUGAGUUCUUCAGCCUUUCCAAAGCCUCGGCAUCAGGCAGCCAGGGCGAGGAGGAGACAUCCGAUUUGCAGACCUUUGCCAGUGCCCAGAUGUCCGCAUCGCAAAAGGGCGCUUCUGCAGCUCAAAACAGUCCGGAGAAAGAUAAAGAUUCAGUGGCACCGCCUAAACGAAAGAAGUCCAAGAAACCCACGGACAGUGAUUCCUCCAAGACCACUGAGGAUGAAGCUCGUUUGCAGGACAUUUCGGGUGCCGUGGGAGAUGGACUCCUGGUCAGACCUUCCUCCCAUGCCAAGGCCGUUACCGACGAGAAUGAGAUCAAUAAGAAUUUGAUUGCCCUCGUUCCGCUGGCGAAAUUGCUCAGGGUAAUUGAGAAUCAUUUGACAGCUGUCGAAAACGAAGUGAUGGAGCAGUCCACGAUGAUGAUGACCCCGUCGGCUGCAGAUCAGAGCAUAGCCAUUAUUCGCAACAUCAUAGAUCCCAUCAAGCAAAUCGAAUCCAAACUGCGUGUCUAUUCAGGCGAGACUCAAAUCGACGCCCUCAUACAAUCCAUGGACGAGGAUAUUCGCCGGCUGCAUAUGGGCCUGCAGGUCAUCGAGAAGUGUGUGGAGAUCGACGAGACCGGAGCCACGCUCAUCCAGCGCACCAGUGUCUGCAUUAUUGACAGCGUAGCCGACCAAAUGAAACGUGCCCUGGAAGAGCUCAAGAUCGUAAGCAGGAAAUUCGAGUCGGAGUGCCUACGAUCCCAAAUCGAGCUCACCGCCGAUGAUAUCCAACAGGGAUUGGAGAUCACGCAGGGCACUAUUAAGUCGCAGGCCCUUUUGCAGGAGGCACAGGAACUGGAGGCAGCCAAGCACUUCUCAGAAGCUGUGGAGAAAAUGCAGGAAGUUCCCGAUUCUAUUUCCUUUGCCACCAUUUCGGAGGCCAAUCUUCCUAGCGAAGCAAGCGCUUUGAAGGAGAUUUGUCAACCAGUGGCAAAGAUUCAGGAAGCCCUGGAACGCGUCGAAAUGGAGCUCUCGUUGGAGGAGUCGGAGGAGCAGAUAUACAAGAAAGUGCAUCAGAAGGUGCUCGAGAGCAUUGUGGAGCCCAUUAAGCAGCUGCAAAGCACGCUGCAGGCAAUCGAGGAUAAGACAGAAUCCCUGGUCGGGUCCGAGUCCAUGGAGCAGAAAAUCAACAUGGCCAUUCUGGAUAUUGUCACUCCGCCUCUCUUUGAGCUCAACAAGGGCCUGGAGGUAAUCCUGAACGAGAAAUCUGAUAGUGUGGAGGGGGGAAUGCUGACUGUUAGCACUGUGGAGUCUAUGGUUCCACCCCUGCAGGAGAUACAAAACGGCUUGGCGCAACUGGGACAAGAUCUGGAAAGUGGUCAGGCCAACGUGCCUCAGGAGGAGCAUCGAUCUGAGCCGGCACUGGAUGUGGCUGACACCCAAAAACUUUUGCAAUCAUUCGCCCAGGCUGUUUUGCAUUUUGAGACGAACAUCGAGAGGAUCUCUCCACGACUCUCGUCCAACGUGAAGAUUCGCUUGCUCAACCUUAAGGAUGAACUUUCGGCUUUGAUAAGCACUAUUCUAGAAAAAAACAUAACCGGACAUCAUAUAGAACUGCUGGACAGAUUGAAGCGACCCGUCGACGAGCUGAACUACUGCAUCCGGCAGACAGAGGUCAAGAAUAUGACCGGUUCCCUGGCCGACCUGAUUGAGCCCCUGAGCAUGUUGCAGGAAAACACCCAAAAGGGUCAUGGGCGUUUGCUCACAGCUCGGGAACCCGAUCAGCAAGCUCUCCAGACCCUGGACAACAUACGCAGCAUCAUUCGCAACGUGGUCAUAGACAUAGAAGAGCACGAAUUCAAGAUUCUGCAGCAGGAGAUUCAGCAGGAUGAGGAGCAGGCCUCGCAGCAACAGGACAAGUCUUUCAGUGCCUUGCGAAAGGUUCUAGAAACAAAGGUGUCCCUGGAGGAGGCAGUGGGCAACAUUGAAACGCUGCAGGAGGCGCUGAACAAAAUAAGUGAAAGCCCCAAGGCGUCGGAGAGAGUGAAGACAUCUUCCAAUGAAGCUCAAGUGUACCUACUUCGUAUACUGCAGAUUGCCAAGGGAUUAGCUACGUUCAGCGAAGCAGAGACAACCCUCGAUGUCAACGAGGCCAACACAACCAGAAUUCUCUUCGAGUGUGGCAAAAGUUUUGAUGACUUGGCUAAAGCUCUGGACAGUCCCGAAUCUUUGACCGAGAUUGAAUUUCUAAAUGCCCUGAAUCAGUUUGGUGAUAUUGUUGGCCAGCAAAAGCAAUCGAUGGAUGAGAAGCUUUCCAUUGCCAGUCCUCUCUCCAGCCUGAUUCAUGUGCUCGAGAAUCUGAAGCCCCCAAAAGCUUCUAUGGAGGAUUUAUCCACCUUGGAUGAUGUGUCAGUGCUUAAGUCAGCCGCAGAGUCUUUACACACUGAACCGGAGGCGGAACCCCUAAGCGCCGAGAAACCUUCGCCUGUUGCUGUCUUACUCUCCGACUUGAACCAGGGAAUUACUUCGGUUCUUUCCCACUGUGAAGACCCUGACGUGGUCUCCUUGACAGGCACAGGGGCACAGCAAGUUCAGGAAGCCCUUGUGAAGAUGCAAGAACUACAAAACAGUUUGGCAUUGGUGCAGGAGACUAACGUGGUGGAAGCAGCUCAUCCCUUGUCUGAGGCUAGUCAACAGGGCACGUUUGCCGAAGCACUCUGCAGUUUGGAGCGAUGUGUUCUCCAGGUGGAGGAGUGCUUGGCCCACAGUGGCGUUGAGAGUCUUACUGAUCUUGAACUUUCCAAACUCAAGACCUUGGCCACUCCAUUACGUGAUGUUAGGCAGUACUGCGAGCAGAUUGAUGUGCAGCUCCUGGAAAAUGUCACUGAUAUAUCUACGCAGGGGGAUAUAUCCGAGUUGAAGAGCAGUGGUCAUCAGCAAACCGUUUCAGAUCAUGUCCAGGAAGUAGCUGUCAUAGAAGAAGAGCCGAUAGUGGAGGUAUUCGACAUACAACAAGGGGUCGCUAGUGGCAUAAAGCAGCUAGAGGCUUGUCUUGAAGUCACCCAAACAGAUGCUAACAAAGAGCUCCAGCAAGUUGGCCAAAUAAUGGAGCAACUGAAGUCAGAUCUAGAAAAUAUUCAGACGGCUCUGGUCGCGGAUACAGCGCAGCAGGAAACUGUACUGGCUCAAGCGGAAAUUGCCCGCACCAUGUUCAGACUGAAGGAAUCUUUGGUGCACACGUAUGAAUCUGGCCUGGUGGAUUCGUUGGAAAACGUGGAGAGUGCCUUUGAAGACAUAUUGCUUUCGCUACCAAUACUAGAGACUCAGUUAGCAGAGGAAAUGUUUGUCAAAAUCGAGAAAGCUUUCGGCAACUUUGUUGCCCAUUGUGACCGAUUAGCAGCUGUAGAUCACCAGCAACUAAAAUCUCUCAAGAAGCCCAUUGAAAAUCUUGUUCGUUCAAUUGGAGCUGUGGCCACUCAACCCACCGUCGAUGUCGACAAAUCCUCAGCAGUCGUGGUUCAGCUUCAGACAAGUUUGAUGGCAGCUUUUCGGAGUCUUAAUGAAGUGAGCGAGCAGGUCGGUAACGAUGUGCUGGGAGGUCUUCUAAAAACCCAAAGUAGCUUAGUUACUGUAUUUGAUUUUAUUGAGAACAAUGACAGCAUUAUACGAGUUAUAGAACUUUUGCAGGAAAUAGAUUCCAUUACAGCGGAACUGAAGGCAUUAUGUGAAAUUCCUGUUGAGCCUACGGUGCCAAUCGACAUUAGCGUAAUUAUUGAAAACGUUUUGUCUGGUAAAGCUUUCCUCACCGAAAUCGAGGAGGGACUUCAAGCUAACAGUCCUCAAUGUGUUCUUUUGCUCGAUGAAAACACUGAAGAUAUCGCUCAACUAGAGGCAACACUCAUUCAAAUUGAGAAGGAAAUCCUAUCUCAGCCGCAACUCACUCAGAUUACUGCUAAACAGUUUACUCUUAUAGACACGCUGCAGCUUCAGAUAAGAAAUCUACAGGAAAAGUUGAAAAAGCUGAAUGUAUUUCUCUCUGAACUUCAAAGUCAAUCGGAUGUCUCCUCGCCUGAAUCGGCUUUGGAUACUAACUUAGAUAACAAAGAAGGGUCAGGAAGCCAGGAAGACAUUGAGCCAGAAGCAAAACGAGCCAAACUUUUAGAAAUCAAUCAACAACAAGUUUCUGACACUUCAGUUUUUACUCAAGGAGAGCAUUUAGAAACUACGCAAGAUAGCAAGAAAGCAAAGGAAAAGGAAUCAGAAGUUCAAAAGGAAAAACAGUCUUAUGAAGAGAAAGCGUUGCAAGGGAAAUCAGUUGUUGACCAAAAGGAAGAGGAUGGUUUAAAACCUCACCCGGAGAAGACUGUUGAUCCAGAAAUCCAGCAAGACGUUAAAUCGACAUUUGAAAAGGAAAAUGAUGACAAGGAGGUUAUUCUAGAAGCUUUAGCAAAGAAAUUAUCCCAAUCUCUUAAUAAUAUAGAAAAUAAUGAAGAAAUAAAGUCUAUUAUUGCAGAUAGCCAAGAUAUUCUCGAUAAUAUUAAUGAUAUCGACAAAGUUUCAAAAUUGAUAUUUAAACUAAGGGAGCAUAUAGUUCACACUUAUGAUGGUAAGCCCCCAGAGGAACAGGCAGACAAAGAACUUGCUGAAGAAAUUAUUGAAUCUCUCUUCGCUGCUUGCCCAGAUGCUACUAAGCAAGUUAUUCAAAACUGUAUUAAAGAAAUUAAAACCAACGUUAUUUUAACAAAGGCCGCUAUUCAACUAAUAGACGAUAGCAACAUGUUCACAAAGCCAUCUCUAUUAGUGCCUAAAUUGGUUAACUUGGAAAGAAUUUCAGAAAAGACUCAAAUGGAACUAAAUAUUGAUAAGUCAUCCGAAAAAAUGAUUUGUCUACAGCAGAAUUUAAUGGACAUUUUUAUAAUACUAGAUGAUCUUGUAGAUAAAAAGACGGAAACAAUAAAUCCUAAGAUAGAAGAUAUAAAGAAAUUAUUGCUUUCCGAAUAUGACUAUAUAGAGAAGAAACAAGGUCAACUUAAUACUGCUGUAGUUCAUGGAAAAAUAGAAAUUAUAACGCAAAAAAUUCUUACCAUUUGUGAAGAUUUUAAAGAUUUUAUAGAAAAACAAAACCAAAAUAAUGAAGCACUUGGAAUCAAAGAAGCAGAAGAGAAGGCAGAAGACGUGGUAGACCACUUAAUAGAAGGACAGAAGUCUGAGAUUGGCGCAACUGAUGAAAAGCAAUUGAAAAUUGAGACCCAAAAGCAAGCUGACAAAGAUUUCAAACAGGAGUCCCAGAAAACAAAAGAAACCGUGGUCGCUGCUAACAAAAUAUCAGAAGAAAACAUCGAAGAAUCUAUAAAACCUGAAAUAAAGGAAACUGAAACCAAGUUAAAGAAUGCUAAAGCCUUGGAGAAGCAAAUUCUGGAAGAAAAGGAAAUAAAAGUUGAAGCUCAAAAACAAGCUGACAAAGAUGUUGAUCAGAAAUCCCAAAAACCAGAAGUAACUGAGGUCGUUGCUGAGAAAAUAUCAGAAGAAAAUAUCGAAGAAUCGAUAAAGCCGGAAAUAAAAGAAACGGAAACCAAAUCACAGAAGGCCGAAGCUUUGGAGAAGCAAAUCCUGGAAGAAAAGCAAAUUGAAGUUGAAGCUCAAAAACAAGCUGACAAAGAUGUUAAUCAGAAAUCCCAAAAACCAAAAGUAACUGAGGUCGUUGCUGAGAAAAUAUCUGAAGAAAAUAUCGAAGAAUCUAUUAAGCCAAAACUAAAGGAAACGGAAACCAAAUCACAGAAGGCUGAAGCUUUGGAGAAGCAAAUCCUGAAAGAAAAGCAAAUGGAAGUUGAAGCUCAAAAACAAGCUGACAAAGAUGUUGAUCAGAAAUCCCAGAAACCAGAAGUAACUGAAGUCGUUGCGGAGAAAAUAUCAGAAGAAAAUAUCGAAGAAUCUAUAAAGCCCGAAAUAAAAGAAACGAAAACCAAAUCACAAAAGGCUGAAGCUUUGGAGAAGCAAAUCCUGGAAAAAAAGCAAAUGGAAACUAACGCUCAAAAACAAGCUGACCAAGGUCUUGAUCAGAAAUCCCAGAAACCAGAACAAACUGAGGUCGUUACGGAGAAAAUAUCAGACGAAAAUAUCGAAAAAUCUAUAAAUCCUGAAAUAAAGGAAACUGAAACCAAAUCACAGAAGGCUGAAGCUUUGGAGAAGCAAAUCCUGGAAGAAAAGCAAAUGGAAGUUGAAGCUCAAAAACAAGCUGACAAAGAUGUUGAUCAGAAAUCCCAGAAACCAGAAGAAACUGAGGUCGUUACGGAGAAAAUAUCAGACGAAAAUAUCGAAAAAUCUAUUAAGCCUGAAAUAAAGGAAACUGAAACUAAAUCACAGAAGGCUGAAGCUUUGGAGAAGCAAAUCCUGGAAGAAAAGCAAAUGGAAGUUGAAGCUCAAAAACAAGCUGACAAAGAUGUUGAUCAGAAAUCCCAGAAACCAGAAGAAACUGAGGUCGUUGCUGAGAAAAUAUCAGAAGAAAAUAUCAAUGAAUCGAUAAAGCCUGAAAUAAAAGAAACGGAAACCAAAUCACAAAAGGCUGAAGCUUUGGAGAAGCAAAUCCUGGAAGAAAAGCAAAUGGAAGUUGAAGCUCAAAAACAAGCUGACAAAGAUGUUGAUCAGAAAUCCCAAAAACCAGAAGUAACUGAGGUCGUUGCUGAGAAAAUAUCAGAAGAAAAUAUCGAAGAAUCGAUAAAGCCGGAAAUAAAAGAAACGGAAACCAAAUCACAGAAGGCCGAAGCUUUGGAGAAGCAAAUCCUGGAAGAAAAGCAAAUUGAAGUUGAAGCUCAAAAACAAGCUGACAAAGAUGUUAAUCAGAAAUCCCAAAAACCAAAAGUAACUGAGGUCGUUGCUGAGAAAAUAUCUGAAGAAAAUAUCGAAGAAUCUAUUAAGCCAAAACUAAAGGAAACGGAAACCAAAUCACAGAAGGCUGAAGCUUUGGAGAAGCAAAUCCUGAAAGAAAAGCAAAUGGAAGUUGAAGCUCAAAAACAAGCUGACAAAGAUGUUGAUCAGAAAUCCCAGAAACCAGAAGUAACUGAAGUCGUUGCGGAGAAAAUAUCAGAAGAAAAUAUCGAAGAAUCUAUAAAGCCCGAAAUAAAAGAAACGAAAACCAAAUCACAAAAGGCUGAAGCUUUGGAGAAGCAAAUCCUGGAAAAAAAGCAAAUGGAAACUAACGCUCAAAAACAAGCUGACCAAGGUCUUGAUCAGAAAUCCCAGAAACCAGAACAAACUGAGGUCGUUACGGAGAAAAUAUCAGACGAAAAUAUCGAAAAAUCUAUAAAUCCUGAAAUAAAGGAAACUGAAACCAAAUCACAGAAGGCUGAAGCUUUGGAGAAGCAAAUCCUGGAAGAAAAGCAAAUGGAAGUUGAAGCUCAAAAACAAGCUGACAAAGAUGUUGAUCAGAAAUCCCAGAAACCAGAAGAAACUGAGGUCGUUACGGAGAAAAUAUCAGACGAAAAUAUCGAAAAAUCUAUUAAGCCUGAAAUAAAGGAAACUGAAACUAAAUCACAGAAGGCUGAAGCUUUGGAGAAGCAAAUCCUGGAAGAAAAGCAAAUGGAAGUUGAAGCUCAAAAACAAGCUGACAAAGAUGUUGAUCAGAAAUCCCAGAAACCAGAAGAAACUGAGGUCGUUGCUGAGAAAAUAUCAGAAGAAAAUAUCAAUGAAUCGAUAAAGCCUGAAAUAAAAGAAACGGAAACCAAAUCACAAAAGGCUGAAGCUUUGGAGAAGCAAAUCCUGGAAGAAAAGCAAAUGGAAGUUGAAGCUCAAAAACAAGCUAACAAAGAUGUUGAUCAGAAAUCCCAGAAACCAGAAGAAACUGAGGUCGUUACGGAGAAAAUAUCAGACGAAAAUAUCGAAAAAUCUAUAAAGCCUGAAAUAAAGGAAACUGAAACCAAAUCACAAAAGGCUGAAGCUUUGGAGAAGCAAAUCCUGGAAGAAAAGCAAAUGGAAGUUGAAGCUCAAAAACAAGCUGACAAAGAUGUUGAUCAGAAAUCCCAGAAACCAGAAGAAACUGAGGUCGUUACGGAGAAAAUAUCAGACGAAAAUAUCGAAAAAUCUAUAAAGCCUGAAAUAAAGGAAAUGGAAACCAAAUCACAGAAGGCUGAAGCUUUGGAGAAGCAAAUCCUGGAAGAAAAGGAAAUGGAAGUGGAAGCUCAAAAACAAGCUGACAAAGAUGUUGAUCAGAAAUCCCAGAAAUCAGAAGAAACUGAUGUCGUUGCCCAGAAAAUAUCAGAAGAAAAUAUCGAAGAAUCUAUAAAGCCAGUAAUAAGAGAAACGGAAACCAAAUCACAGAAGGCUGAAGCUUUGGAGAAGCAAAUCCUAGAAGAAAAGCAAAUGGAAGUUGAAGCUCAAAAACAAGCUGACAAAGAUGUUGAUCAGAAAUCCCAGAAACCAGAAGUAACUGAUGUCGUUGCUGAGAAAAUAUCAGAAGAAAAUAUCAAUGAAUCGAUAAAGCCUGAAAUAAAAGAAACGGAAACCAAAUCACAAAAGGCUGAAGCUUUGGAGAAGCAAAUCCUGGAAGAAAAGCAAAUGGAACUUGAAGCUCAAAAACAAGCUCACAAAGAUGUUGAUCAGAAAUCCCAGAAACCAGAAGUAACUGAGGUCGUUGCUGAGAAAAUAUCAGAAGAAAAUAUCGAAGAAUCGAUGAAGCCUGAAAUAAAGGAAACUGAAACCAAAUCACAGAAGGCUGAAGCUUUGAAGAAGCAAAUCCUGGAAGAAAAGCAAAUGGAAGUUGAAGCUCAAAAACAAGCUAACAAAGAUGUUGAUCAGAAAUCCCAGAAACCAGAAGUAACUGAGGUCGUUGCUGAGAAAAUAUCAGAAGAAAAUAUCGAAGAAUCUAUAAAGCCUGAAAUAAAGGAAACGGAAACCAAAUCACAGAAGGCUGAAGCUUUGGAGAAGCAAAUCCUGGAAGAAAAGCAAAUGGAAGUUGAAGCUCAAAAACAAGCUAACAAAGAUGUUGAUCAGAAAUCCCAGAAACCAGAAGUAACUGAGGUCGUUGCGGAGAAAACAUCAGUAGAAAAUAUCGAAAAAUCUAUAAAGCCUGAAAUAAAGGAAGUGGAAACCAAAUCACAGAAGGCUGAAGCUUUGGAGAAGCAAAUACUAGAGGAAAAGCAAAUGGAAGUUGAGGCUCAAAGGCACGUUGACAAGGAUGUGAGACAGAACUCCCAACAACGAGAAGUAUCUGAGAUCGUUGUGGAGAAGACAUUGCAAGAUAAACCAAAGAAACCUGAGAUGGCAAGGGCUGUAGAGAAACUAGUCCUGGCAGAAAAGCAAAUCGAAGUUGAGGGUCAAACGCAAGCUGAAACAGCUCUCGAACAAAAAUCUCAAAAAACAGAAGUAACUGAAGUCGUUGCUGAGAAAAUAUAUGAAGAAAAGGUUGAAGAUUCCAAAAAGUGUGAAACAAAGGGUUCAGAAUCUAAAAUAGAGAAGGCAAAGAGUGUAGAGAAGCAAGUCCUGGAAGAAAAGAAAGCGAAAUCCCAAAAAGAAAGACUAACGAAUUUGAAUGUCAUAUUUAUGAAACUAUCACAGGAAGUUAUUCCUAGUAACAAUGCCAUUUUGGCAGAAAGUCAAUAUACUAUAAAUAACCUUGAAGAUAUUGACGCAGUAGCCAAACUAAUGUUAAAAAUAAGAGACCACAUAGCUUACACUUUCACUGGAACAAAAGCCUCAGAUCAAAAAAAUAAAAAACUUUUUGAAUUAUUCAUUGAAUCACUGUGCGAUGCCUGCCCCGAAGCAACUGAGCAAGUUAUGCUCAACUAUCUCAAAGAAAUUAGAACUAACGUGAUUUUAACAAAAGCCGCUAUUCAGCUUAUCGACGACUGUAAUAUGUUCACCAAGCCAUCGCUAUUAAUCCCUAAGCUUGUAAAUCUGGAGAGAGUUUCCAAUAAAAUUCAAUCAGAAACACAUGUUGAUAAAUCAUCGGAAAAAAUGAUUAGCUUGCAACAGAGUUUAAUGGAUAUUUUCGUUAUCCUUGAUGACUUGUUAGACGAAAAGACAGAAAUACUGAAACCAAGAAUAGAACAAAUUAAAACCUUAUUACUUACCGAAUAUGACUAUAUUGAGAAAAAAGAAGGUCAACUACAUACUGCCGUAAUCAAUGGAAAAAUUAAAGUUGUAACGCAAAACAUUCUGAAUAUUAUUGAAGACUUAAAACAACUGACAGGCGAACAAUGUCAAGAGUCAAUCAAAGAGCUAGAAUUGGGUAAAGUGAGCCAAAAAGAAAUCGCUGCUACUGAUCAGAUUUCAAAGGAAAUCUUCGAAGAAAGCCGAAAGGCAGAAAAGAUAUCCGAAGAAAAGGUAGAAGAAAGCCAGAAGACCGAAAUUAAGGACUCUAAAACUAAGUCUAAGAAAGCAAAGGCUUCGGAGAAGAAACCGAUUGAAGAAGAAAAACUGGAAGGCAAGAACCAAAAACAGGCUGAAGUUGCUGCUGACAAGAAAACUCAAAAGGCAGAAGUUUCCGAGGUGGUUGCAGAAAAUAUAUCCGAAGAAAAGGUAGAAGAAAGUCAGAAGGCCGAAAUUAAGGACUCUGAAGCAAAGUCUAAGAAAGCAAAGGCUUCGGAGAAGAAAUCGAUCGAAGAAGAAAAACUGGAAGACAAGAACCAUAAACAGGCUGAAGUUUCUGCUGACAAGAAAGCUCAAAAGGCAGACGUUUCCGAGGUGGUUGCAGAAAAGAUAUCCGAAGAUAAUGUGGAAGAAAUCCAGCAGCCCGAAAUUAAGGACUCAGAAGCUAAGUCUAAGAAAGCAAAGGCCUUGGAGAAGAAACCGAUCGAAGAAGAAAAACUGGAAGGCAGGAACCAAAAACAGGCUGAAGUUGCUGCUGACAAGAAAGCUCAAAAGGCAGAAGUUCUCGAGGUGGUUGCAGAAAAGAUAUCCGAUGAAAUGGUGGAAGAAAGCCAGAAGACCAAAGUUAAGGACUCUGAAGCAAAGUCUAAGAAAGCGAAGGCUUUGGAGAAGGAACCGAUCGAAGAAGAAAAAUUGGAAGACAAAAACCAAAAACAGGCUGAAGUUGCUGCUGACAAGAAAACUCAAAAGGCAGAAGUUUCCGAUGUGGUUGCAGAAAAUAUAUCCGAAGAAAAGGUAGAAGAAAGCCAGAAGACCGAAGUUAAGGACUCUGAAAUUAAGUCUAAGAAAGCGAAGGCUUCAGAGAAGAAACCGAUCGAAGAAGAAAAACUGGAAGACAAAAACCAAAAACAGGUUGAAGUUGCUGCUGACAAGAAAACUCAAAAGGCAGAAGUCUCCGAGGUGGUUGCAGAAAUGUUAUCCGAAGAAAGGGUGGAAGAAAGCCAGAAGACCGAAAUUAAGGACUCUGAAACUAAGUCUAAGAAAGCAAAGGCUUCGGAGAAGAAACCGAUCGAAGAAGAUAAACUGGAAGACAAGAACCAAAAACAGGCUGAAGUUGCUGCUGACAAGAAAGCUCAAAAGGCAGAAGCUUCCGAGGUGGUUGCAGAAAAGAUAUCCGAAGAAAAUGUGAAAGAAAGACAACAGACCGAAGUUAAGGACUCUGAAGCAAAGUCUAAGAAAGCGAAGGCUUCGGAGAAGAAACCGAUCGAAGAAGAAAAACUGGAAGACAAGAACCAAAAACAGGCUGAAGUUGCUGCUGACAAGAAAGCUCAAAAGGCAGAAGCUUCCGAGGUUGUUGCAGAAAAGAUAUCCGAAAAAAGGGUGGAAGAAAGCCAGAAGGCCGAAAUUAAGGACUCUGAAAUUAAGUCUAAGAAAGCAAAGGCUUCGGAGAAGAAACCGAUCGAAGAAGAAAAACUGGAAGACAAGAACCAAAAACAGGCUGAAGUUGCUGCUGACAAGGAAGCUCAAAAGGCAGAAGUUUCCGAAGUGGUUGCAGAAAAGAUAUCCGAAGAAAAGGUGGAAGAAAGACAAAAGACCGAAGUUAAGGACUCUGAAGCAAAGUCUAAGAAAGCGAAGGCUUCGGAGAAGAAACUGAUCGAAGAAGAACAAUUGGAAGACAAAAACCAAAAACAGGUUGAAGUUGCUGCUGGCAAAAAAACUCAAAAGGCAGAAGUUUCCGAGGUGGUCGCAGAAAAGAUAUCCGAAGAAAAGGUGGAAAAAAGCCAGAAGACCGAAGUUAAGGACUCUGAUGCUAAGUCUAAGAAAGUAAAGGCUUCGGAAAAGAAACCGAUCGAAGAGGAAAAAUUGGAUGACAAGAACCAAAAACAGGUUGAAGUUGCUGCUGACAAGAAAACUCAAAAGGCAGAAGCUUCCGAGGUGGUUGCAGAAAAGAUAUCCGAAGAAAAGAUGCAAGAAAGCCAGAAGGGCGAGGUUAAGGACUCUGAUGCUAAGUCUAAGAAAGCGAAGGCUUCGGAGAAGAAACCGAUCGAAGAAGAAAAAUUGGAAGACAAGAACCAAAAACAGACUGAGAUCGCUGCAGACGAGAAAAAUAAGGUAAACAAAAUAGACGACGUCAAUGACGGUAAAGUUGAAAGGACGACAGUCCUGGAUGAGGAAUCAGUUAUUCCGAAACGAAAGCUGUACGAUGCUGAAGAAACUGCCGACUCUGUUAGCUUCCAAGCUUACAAGUCUAUGGGAUCAGAAUACAAGGACAGAAAGGAGUCCCGAAGUGCCAAGCGGAAGCCAACUGUGGACAUCCAACUGACCAACCGUAACACGGCGUCAGGCAGCGACCUCAAGUUGACUUGUGGGCUAUCGGGUCACGACAUGAGCGUGCAGUGGUUCAAGGAGAACUGCCCCAUCGAGAAUGGUGCCAAGUACAAGAGGACAUUGAACGACGGACUGUCGUGCCUUGAAAUUAAAUCUGUCGAACUUAGUGACUCUGGCAUUUACCGCUGCAUAGCGUCCAAUCAAAAUGGAGAAGUCGAAACUAGCUGUCUUGUGACUAUAUACGAAGCACCUUCAAGUAAAUUUGGCACUCCGCCAAUAUUUACACGCAACAUUCGAGAGUACUACCAUCUGCGCGACGAUGAGCUGACCAUCGAGUGCCACGUUCACGGCUACCCGCGACCGGUGAUCACCUGGUGGCGCGGCGCCUUCCAAGUGAAGCCUAGCUACAAAUUCACCAUGCUAGAGGAAGCACACGGCGUGUGCAAGCUGCUGAUCUACAAGCCGGGCAACAAGGAUGGCGGUAUCUACACCAUGAAGGCCUUCAACUCCAGCGGAGAGGUGCAGAUCAACCACACGGUCGAGGUGGCCCGCAACCUGCACUACCAUGUGCCCGGCAUCUUCCAUGCCCGUGACAAGAUCCAGCUAGACAGCUUGAAGCAGGCCAAGAAGGCCAUGGAUGAGGCUCUCAAGUCGAAGGCUGACUCUGACCAAAGGAGGGCGGAGGCGGAGGAGGAGCAGCAGCGCCUGCAUCCGGCGAGGGCCACCCCAGAAAAGCUGGUGCCUGCCAAGCAGAAGUUGGCAUUUGCCACCCAGCUGCGCGAUCGCAUGGCGCUCGAGGGUUCCACGGUUAAGUUCGUGGCCACGGUGAUUGGACCCUCUCCCAAUACCCGCUGGAUGAAGGACGAUAAGUGGGUGGUGGUGGGCGGCAACAUCAAGAACCUGUCCGAGGAGGGCAAGGCCAUCAUCGAGAUCAGCAACGUGACCGGCGCCGAUUCCGGUGUCUACAAGUGUGUGGCCAAAAACGAUCUCAGUGAGAUCGAGACCUCUUGCUACUUCAAGGUGUACGCGGCACAGGCAGAUGGUGACGAGUCGGAGCCCAUUUUCGCCCUUCCGCUGCGAGAUGUGUACCAUGCCUCGCAAAACGAUCUGAUUCUCGAUACGAAGGUGCGGGGCAACCCCCGACCAGAGAUCUCGUGGACCAAGGACCAGAUACCCGUGGUGCUCGACGAUCGGGUGGUGCAGAUCGAGCACUUGGACGGCAUUUGCGAGCUGAUUAUCAACAAGCCGACGAUCAAUGACAACGGCAUCUACGUGUGCACCGCCAAGAGCAAACUGGGCACUCAGUCGACCACCCACACGGUUGUCGUCGACACCACCCACACGUCGCGUCGUUCGAGCAUCCUGUCCGCCAUUGCCAUGCAGGAAGGAGGCGAGUCAGCCGAGGGCCCCAAGGCCAAGGGCAAGAAGAAGAAGAAGGACGACGAACCGGAGGCUGGAGGAGAUGGUGGCUACGAGCGCCGCAGCCGGAUGCCGGAUCCUUCGCCGAAGCAGAUGCUGUACUUCACGGUCAACCUGUCCAAUCGGUACGUGGCCGAGGGCUCCAAGGUAAAGUUGCAGGCCGUCAUUGGCGGACCAGAGCCGAUGAUCAAGUGGCAGAAGGAUGACCAAAAUGUCACCUAUGGACCCAACAUUCGCAAUAUGAACCGCGACAGCCUGGCAGUGCUGGAAUUUACCAAUGCCCAGGUGGAGGACUCGGGCACCUAUACGAUUAUUGCCCAAAAUGAGCAUUGCAAGAUCACCACCUCCGCCAUGUUACAUGUCUACCAGGCGAAGGUCAACACGGAUGUGCAGCCCGUCUUCAUUCGCUCUCUUAAAGAGACCUAUCACCUGAACACCAACGAGCUGAUCCUAGAGACGGCUGUGAGGGGCCAGCCCACGCCGGAGGUCCAGUGGUUCAAGGACAGCAUCGAGAUCCAGAGCGGCGGUCGCUACCAGCUCAUCGAGCACCAGGACGGCACCCGUGAACUCAUCAUUGAUCGGCCGGACAACAAGGACUCCGGCAAGUAUGUGCUCAAGGCGGAGAGUCGCGCCGGCAAGAUGGAAAUCUCGCACUAUGUGCUCUUCGAGGGUCAGGCCCAUCACAUCUCGGACAACAUCCACGGCGUGUUCCAUGCAGACAAGAGCCUGCUUCGUCCCAAGGAGGUGGAGAAGCCGGUGGAGAAAAAGCCUGCCGCCGAGGCGGAGUUAGAGGCAGAGGACGGCAAGGCCAAGAAGCGAGGACGCAAGGAGGAGGAUGACUCCUCGGCCUAUGCCACCGACUACGCCUCCGAUACCGCCAGCUUGUCGAGCAAGCGUCGCGAAAAGAACAUCGCAAUCCACUUCAGCACUUCGAUGCGAGAUCGCGUGGUGGCCGAGGGAUCCAAGGUUAAGAUUUCCUGCUUCCUGGAGGCCAAGGAGCCGCAAGUCAAGUGGUUCAAGGACGGCGAGCAGAUCCAGAACUCGCCCAAGAUCAGGGGCAGAUACAGCGAGGGCUUGUGCCUUCUGGAGAUCGCAAGCGCUACCGCCGAGGACAACGGCGAGUACAAGUGCUGGGGUCGUGACGAGACCGGUGAGGCGUCCACCUCGUGCCGAUUGGAGGUCUUCGAGGAUCCGGGCACAGGUGACGUGCCACCCACCUUCACGCGCAACAUCAAGGACACGAUGCACGGCAAGAUCAACGAACUGCAGCUGGACGUACAUGUGCGCGGACUGCCCACUCCCUCGGUCACGUGGGUGAAGGAUGGCGUCAAGAUUGAGAACAGCGACAAGUACCAGCAGGUGGACCACGACGACGGCACUUGUGAGCUGUUCAUCAGCCAUCCCAAGGCGUCGGACAGCGGCAAGUAUGUGUGCCAGGCGGAGAAUCGCGAGGGCAAGACGGAGAUUGUCCACAUGAUCACUGUGGAGCCACGAGUGAGGGCACCACGCAUCUCGCCACCACGGGAGGGUAGACCUCCACGUCCGGCCGGCGAUGAGGAGGCACCUCCGGCUGGAGAAGAAGGCGCCGAAGGUGGCGGGGCCGCCGAGGGUGGCGAGAAGCGCCGCAGGAAGCCCAAGCCGGAUGAGGAGGAGCAGGCCAGCUCUAGACGUGAGGUGCCACCACCGCCGGACCUAAGGAAGCGCCUCUACUUCAGGAACUUCCUCUCCAACCGAACGGUGAAAUCGGGCAGCAAUGUGAAGUGGAUGGUAAAUAUCGAUGGACCAGAGCCAACGGCCAAGUGGUUCUUCGGUGACCAACCGAUAGCCUUUGGACCGAGGAGCAAGAUGUCCAUGCAGGACGGCAUCGCAUGGUUGAACCUCGUGGGGGUCACGGAAGAGGAUGCCGGAGAGUACACUUUGCGGGUCAGGGGAAGUGAAAACGAAAUCGUGAGCACCUGCAAUUUGUUUGUGUACAGCACGGGCAAACCGGAGGUUAUUUCGCCCACCUUUGUAGUGGGUAUCAAAGACACAUAUUCUCUCAACGAGAAUGAGUUGGUUCUGGAUUGCCGCGUACGUGGCCAGCCGCGUCCCGAGAUCCAGUGGGUCAAGGGCACCGAACCCAUCGAGGCCAGCGAGAAGUACAAGCUGAGCGACCAGGCCGAUGGCUAUGCGAAGCUGACCAUUGUGAAUCCCACGGAAAAGGAUUCGGGCAUCUAUUGGUGCGUGGCCAGGAACGAGGGAGCCGAGAACAAGAUCUCCCACCAGGUAGACUUCAAGGGUCGCCAGAACUACUCGCUGCAGAAGACGCACGGAUUCUUCCACCGCGACCCCAAUAAGCCACACUUCCUGCUGCCCCUGGGCAACCAGACGGUCUGCAACGGCGGCACCGUGGCCAUCUCGGCCGAGUUCAUGCAGACCAGCACACCCAUCGAGGUGAAGUGGCUGCGCGACCGCCGCGUGGUGGAUGGACCCAAUGUGAAGGCCCUGGCCGACAAGGGCGUCUACACGCUGACCAUCAUGAAUGCCGGUCCCGAGGUUGAGGGCACCUACACCUGCCGCGCCUCCAACGCCUUCGGUCGCAUCGAGUCCAAUGUCAACGUGGACGUGGCCGUGGGAGCUGAGAAGGAUGAGCGUCCACCGUUGUUCCUGUCGCGACCCGACACCGAGAUGAAGAUCGCCGUGGGUGAUCCCUUCUCGCUGUCCUUCCGCAUUGCCGGCGAUCCGAAACCGAAGCUCACCUUCAUGAAGGGCACGAAGGACAUUACCCAGUCGGACCGGGUCAGCAAAGAGGUGUCCGACGACUACACAAGAUUCUCUGUGCAGCAAGCCCAGAUCUCCGACUCUGGCACCUACUUCGUGGUGGCCCGCAACAACUUUGGCACUGACAGGAUAUUCGUCACUGUGACGGUAAACCCGCGCGCUCGCUCUGCCACUCCAACGCAACCACGCUGGGGCCUUCCCCUGGACAGUUACAGCGACACUUCGUACUUCAGAGAUCCACCGGGUUGCAUUUCCACCGAACCCCUGGUCGUUGACUCCGGACCCACCCACAUCUCGUUGUCAUGGGGCAAGCCGGUCAGCGCCAACUCGGCACCGGUGAUGGCCUACAAGGUUGAGGCCUGGGUUGUGGGUCACGAGGGCGGAGCCUACUGGCGGGAGCUGGGCCUGACGCCCAUCAACUCCUUCGACGCAUUUAACCUGAAGGCCAACGUGGAGUACCACUUCCGGGUGACGCCGAAGAACCGGUAUGGCUGGGGACCCACCGUCCAGACCAGCAGUCCACUCCAAGUGGGUGGCGUCGAGUGCCUGCCCGAGUUCGUCAAGAUCCUGCCGGGCCAGGCCAAGGCCCUGCUCGGCUCCUCCUUCACCCUGCAGUGCAACAUGCGUGGAGCGCCGAGGCCGCAGGUCAACUGGUUCAAGGAUGGCAUUCAGCUGAGCAGCAGUUCGGAGCGCGUCAAGAUCCGGCAGAUCGGUUCCACCUGUGCCCUCACCAUCGCCACGGUCAGCGAACUGGACUCCGGCCGCUACACCUGCGAGGCCACCAACUCGAAGGGCAGAGUCUCCACCUUUGCCCGCCUCCAGGUGGUCUCCGACUCGCGGAUCUAUGAGGCCGACUCGCGACUGAAGGAGAUUGCCCAUGGCCGCAAUGUGGCCGAUGUCGGUGACUCACUGCCCAUCUUCACGAUGCGCCUGAGGGAUCGUCGCGUCCAGGUCACCUACCCAGUGCGGCUCACCUGCCAGAUUGUCGGCUAUCCCGUGCCGGAGAUCCUGUGGUACAAGGACGAUCUGCCCAUCCAUACCGGUAGGAAGCAUCUCAUCAGUGCCGAGGGACAGUUCUUCACGUUGGAAAUUGCCGCCACCACGCUGGACGACAGCGGUACCUACACCUGCCUGGCCAAGAACGAACUAGGGUCCGUGUCCUGCCACUGUACGCUGGUGGUGGACAAGGGCAUCCGGGCCUACAUCUCACCCGACUUCUACGUGCCCUUGGAUCCCUUCUACAUUUUCCGCGAGGGCUCCGAAAUCCGCCUGUCCACGAAGGUGGAGGCAUAUCCAUCCGUUGGUGUCACCUGGCAUCGCAACGGAAUGCGUCUGCGUCCCAGUCGACGACUGACCGCCACCUUGGACUCCAAUGGAUUUGUGGAGCUGAUCAUUGCCGAGGCCACGGUUCGGGAUGCCGGCAUUUAUGUGUGCGUUGCAUCCAACGUGGUGGGCAAAGUGGAGACCAUCUGCCGGGUGGCAAUUGAGGAGGAGGAGGACAAGGCGAUGGCUCAGCCACGUCAGCUGGAAAUUCCCAGCAUCAAGACUGAUGAUCUGCCUUAUUCCAAGGAGCCCCUGUUUGUGGUCAAGCCGCGCUCCAGCGAGGCCUACGAGGGCGACAACGUCAUCAUAUUCUGCGAGGUGGUCGGCGAUCCCAAGCCCGAAGUCGUUUGGCUGCGCGAUUUUCUGAAUCCGGAGUACUACAAGGACGCGCCCCACUUCCGGCGCAUUGGCGAGGGACCCGAGUACAGACUGGAGAUACCCAGCGCCAAGUUGGACUUCACCGGCACCUACUCCGUGAUAGCCAGCAAUUGCCAUGGCGAGGCCAAGGCUGUAAUAUCGCUGCAAAUAUUCGCCAAAGAUAUACUCAACAAAAGCCGCAUGGAUAAAGUGCACACGAGACAUGGCAACAUCGAGACGCUUCCCCGAUUCGUUCGCAACCUGCGAAACCUGCGCUGUUGCGAUGGGGAUGCGAUAUCGCUGGAGUGCCACGUCGAGGCCGAUCCGGAGCCGUUCAUCAUCUGGGAGAAGGACGGGCACGUGGUGCCCAGCGACCGGGACUACGUGAUGUCCUUCGACGGCACGAAGGCCACGCUGAGCAUUCCUCGCGUGUAUCCCGAGGACGAGGGCGAGUACACCUGCGUGGCGAAGAACUCGGUGGGCCGCAGCCUCUCCUCCGCCUGCAUCAUCGUGGACGUGCCCGAGGAGAAGGAGAACAUGCUGAGUCGCCAGCUAACGCGUCCCAGCGGCCUGCUGUCCGCCCACUCCACGCCCCGUUCCACGCCAAGAUCCACGCCCGCCAGGAGCUUCUCUCCGCUGCGCCUAUCCUACCGCACCAGCAGCAUCGAUCUGUCCGGAAUCUCGGAGCGCCGGCGAAGUGACGCCCGCAACGCCAUCACGGCGCCCAAGUUCCUGGCCAUUCCCUACAACCGCGUGGUCGAGGAGGGCGACAGCGUGCGCUUCCAGUGCGCCAUCUCCGGACACCCCACGCCGUGGGCCACCUGGGACAAGGACGGCCUCAUCGUCACGCCCACGCCGCGCAUCGCCGUCAAGGAGAUCGACGACCUGCGCAUCAUCGAGAUCGACGAGGUGUCCUUCGACGACGCCGGCCUGUACCGCGUCACGCUAGAGAACGACUUCGGGCGGAUCGAGGCCACCGCCCGCUUGGACGUCAUCCGCAGCUCCCGCUACUCCAAGUCGCCCUCCGUGCGCAGCGUGCGCGCCUCCUCCUCCCGCCGAAACGCCCACUUGUACAGGCGCAUCAUGGGUCCAUCCACAGCUAUUGGCGGACGCAUGGCUCUGGCAAGUGGCUAUCGGGGCUCCUCGGUGCCCUCGGUGAGGUUCUACCACAACAACGUGGAGCUGGAGGAGUCGGAGCGAGUGCACAUUCUGCUGCAGGAGGAGCAAUCGGUGGCCCUGCUGAUCGUGGACAAUGUGGCGCGCGAGGACGAGGGCCUGUACACCUGCAUCAUUAGCGGCGACCACGAUCCCCUGAUCAGCUCCACCGCAGUCACCUUCCACGAGCCCAAUGCGGAGAUUCCGAGACGUCGCGCCGUCAUCACGGAACCACUGCCUGAGAUUACUAAAUCGCUGGAGGGCGAGGUGAUCGAUCUGUGCUGCGCCAUCGAUUGCGACGAGCCCUACAGCUACGUGUGGCUGCGGAAUGGCGAAAUUCUACCGGACAGUGAUGAGUUCAAUUACAUUGAUCACGGCAACGGACGCCUGUGCCUGCGGAUCAACGACGCCUUCGACAUUGACUCGGGCACCUACAGCUGCCAGGUGUUCACCGACUCCGCCUCCCCCUGGAGCUGGAGCUCCACCUGCCACUCCGAUGCCCUGUCCAUGGACUGCAGCACCAGCGGCGAGCUGUGCGUGCUGGAGCGGGAUCUGCGCCGGCAGAACGAGGAGUGCGUCCAGCUGCUGAAGUCGCCGCUCCCGGUGGUCUGCGGCACCGGCGAGGAGGCCCUGUUCUACGCCCGUGUUUUCCCCUGCCAGGCGGAAGCCGAAUGGUACCUCAACGGGCAACUGCUGGCCCCCUCGGAUGACUCACUUAACAUGACGUUGGAGUCAUAUCCAGACGGCAUUCGGCUUCUGCGCAUGCGCGACGUCUCCACCUCGAGGAGCGGAGAGAUCUGCCUGCAGGUGAAGCACCCCCAGGCGGAGAGCCGGCGCAUUCCCGCCGCCCGCACCUACACCACCCUCCUGGUACUGCCCGCCAUCAGGGGCAACAGCUCCGGCUCCUCGCUGGCGGCCAGAAGCUGCAUCUUGAGACGCCCCGAGGACUGCACCGCCCUGAUCGGUGGCCACGUGCGGCUGAGCGUGCGCUUCGAGCCAUUCCCGGGCACCAAAGUCGUCUGGUACAAGGCGUGCCAUCCCAUUGUCGAGAGCUCCAAUGUGACCAUCCGGACUUCGGGCCAACAGUCGACGCUCUACAUCACGGACAUCUCGGCGGACGACAGUGGCAAGUACACGGUGGAGGUGAUGAACGACUACGGCGUGGAGGCCUCGGCUGCCUCGGUGGCAGUGGAGGGUCCUCCGGAGCCGCCCAGUGGCCAACCCAGCGUCUCCCUGGGACCAGACCGCGUGGCGGUUGCCUGGUGCGGUCCCCCCUACGACGGUGGCUGUAUGAUCACGGGCUUUAUCAUUGAGAUGCAGACCCUUGGCGAGGACUGUGAUGCGGACAACUGGCAGCAAGUGACCCGCGUGGUGGACACCCUGGCCUAUACCGUCAAGAACCUUCAGCCGCAGAGGCAGUACCGCUUCAGGAUUCGUGCUGAGAACAUUCACGGACGCAGUGAACCCGGUCAGGCCAGCGAACUGGUGCAGAUCACCGGCAAGCCACAGCGGUCCACAGCGGAUGCCAGCGAUCUCUUCGGCCAGUCGGUGAGCGUCCAGUCCGGCGGCGACUUCAAGUCGCGAUUCGAGAUCAUCGAGGAGCUGGGCAAGGGACGCUUUGGCAUCGUUUACAAGGUGCAGGAGCGCGGCCAGCCGGAGCAGCUGCUGGCCGCCAAGGUGAUCAAGUGCAUCAAGGCGCACGAUCGGCAGAAGGUGCUCGAGGAGAUCUCCAUCAUGCGUUCGCUGCAGCACCCGAAACUGCUGCAGCUGGCCGCCUCCUUCGAGAGUCCCCGGGAGAUUGUCAUGGUCAUGGAGUACAUUACUGGCGGGGAGCUGUUUGAGCGCGUUGUGGCCGACGACUUCACCCUGACCGAGAUGGACUGCAUCCUGUUCCUGCGACAGGUGUGCGAUGGCGUGGCCUACAUGCACGGCCAGAGUGUGGUGCACCUGGACCUGAAGCCCGAGAACAUUAUGUGCCAUACCCGCACCAGCCACCAGAUCAAGAUCAUCGACUUUGGCCUGGCCCAACGGCUGGACACGAAUGCCCCUGUCCGCGUCCUCUUCGGAACGCCCGAGUUUAUACCACCGGAGAUCAUAAGCUACGAGCCCAUUGGCUUUAAGUCCGACAUGUGGAGCGUGGGAGUCAUCUGCUACGUGCUGCUGUCGGGUCUCUCCCCCUUCAUGGGCGACACCGAUGUGGAAACCUUCUCGAACAUUACUAGAGCGGACUACGACUACGAUGACGAGGCCUUCGACUGCGUCUCCCAGGAGGCCAAGGACUUCAUCUCACAGUUGUUGGUUCACCGCAAGGAGGACCGCCUGACCGCCCAGCAGUGCCUGGAGUCCAAGUGGCUGUGCCAGCGCCACGAUGAGCACCUCAGCAACAACAAGAUCUGCACGGACAAGCUGAAGAAGUUCAUCAUUCGGCGCAAGUGGCAGAAAACGGGCAAUGCCAUCCGAGCUCUUGGUCGCAUGGCCAACUUGUCGGUGUCGCGCAGGAACUCUGCGAUUGCCAUGGGCGCACUGAGUAGUCCGAGGCCCUCGAUUUCGGGAUUGAGCAUGCUGACGGCCAGUGCCAUUGGCAUGGGGAUGGGGAUGAGCACCCAGAUGAGCUCCCUGCACGAGGAGGAGGACGACUUCAGCGCGGAGAUGCCGCCAGUGGAGAAGCGCACUGUGCUCAAGCUGCGGGACAAAUCUCAGUGCAGUGAGCGCAGUGACUCCGGCUACAGCGAGUGCUCCAACUGCAGUGGCGCCCAGGAGACGCUGCUCCUGUCGCUGGCCAAGUCAAAGCUGGAGGCGAUUGCCAAGGCGAGCUCCUCCUCGCUCAGCGUUGUCCAGGACACGGAGCUCCACCCUGUCAGCCUGGAACUGCCCGCCAAGGGCGGCGAGGCCAUCAUGCGCUCCGACUUCACCAACACCAUCAAGAUGCGGAAGAAGUCGCUGGAGGACAGUGCCGCCCGGGAGAAGCCCAAGUCCAAGCCCCAGGUCAAGCCUCUGUGUGAGUCCAAGCUGAAGGUGUCCCAGCUGAAGGACAGGUUCCAGGCGUCCCCCGCUCCUGCUUCUGCAUCCGCAUCCGCUGCUAACAAACCUCCGCUUGCCUUUGAGCCCUACAAGAUAGCCAAGGUGGCGAGUGUGGGACGCAUCAGUAGAACAGAGGAGUCGGGGAAGACGGGACGAGGCACCGGCGCCAGCCUGCCCAGCGGAGCCACCAAAGGCAGACCUCCGCAGGCACGCUCCAUGCCCAGCUCUCCGCUGCCCCAGCGCUCCGCCACGCCGACGCGGCUGAUGAGCCAGCGGGUCCGCGAGGCCGCCGAGCGACUGGCCCAACAGCACACGGUGGCCAGUGCCCAGCGGCAGUUCGGUAAUGCCAAAGGUAAUGGCACUGCCAAUGCCUCCAGCAAUGGCAAUGGGAACACGGCGAGCACGGCGAGCACGGAGACGGGUCGCGAAUCACGCGCUCGACGUCUCAUCAACCGAUUCAACAACGAAACGCAGCAUAUCACGUCCUAGAUUAAGUCGGUUAAUGCCGGCCAACAUAACUUUAUUACAGAUUUAGCAGAUAUAGCAUUGUUAAGCAAGAAACCCCAGAGAAACUCUACGAACACUCGAAUAUGAAGCGAAUGCGAAUGCGAAUGCGAAUGCGCAGCGACUGCGGAUCAGAACGCACCCCCAAACCCAGGAUGCACACCCCAUCCCCGCACUCACAGUAGGCUAUACACCGGCAUCCCAGGGCGGAUGCACUCCCUCCCGUCGGAGGGACUGUACUUAGGCUAGAGGCAGCUAAGCGUUUAAAUUAUUGUAUCGAUUUAUAUACAUAUCUACCAUACUAAUUAAAGUUAAUGUAACGAAA